AUGAUUCGGGCAUUUUUACAGCUGAGCGACCGGUUUCGGCGGCAGCAUGACUUCACGUUAGCGUUGCCUGCACUGGUCUACUUUAUCAAGCAGGAUCAGGAGUCGUUGCUAUCAAGAUCGCGGAGCGCCAACAUGAUGGCAAUUGACCCUGAGUACCCUGACCCGAAGGAACCCAAGUGGAAGGAGUUUCGCCUCGCCUUUAACGAGCUUGCAGUGCGUCACGGCGGCAUCCCUCAUAUCAACAAAACGCGCGACGGGGCGAGCAGCCAUUUUGCGCAGACCGAGGAUCAGGAGAGCAUCCGGCAGUUCCUUGCGAUACGCCAGCAGCUCGACCCAAAGGGGCUGUUCCUCAAUGACUACUUCAAGACCAUGUUCGCCAAUUAUCUUUGA
This is a messenger RNA of Metarhizium robertsii ARSEF 23, 390 nucleotides long. RefSeq names its product D-arabinono-1,4-lactone oxidase. Lineage: Eukaryota; Fungi; Ascomycota; Sordariomycetes; Hypocreales; Clavicipitaceae. Gene Ontology annotation, molecular function: D-arabinono-1,4-lactone oxidase activity. Bases 1 to 390 code for a protein of 129 amino acids. Gene Ontology annotation, cellular component: membrane. The transcript has a single exon. The record is from RefSeq and is a predicted model, not a curated record.